Molecule: messenger RNA, 3257 nt
Organism: Gadus morhua (Atlantic cod)
Lineage: Eukaryota; Metazoa; Chordata; Actinopteri; Gadiformes; Gadidae
Gene: en2a
Product: engrailed homeobox 2a
Exons: 2
Coding region: 392-1216 (274 amino acids)
Biological process (GO): neuron differentiation; multicellular organism development; regulation of transcription by RNA polymerase II
Cellular component (GO): nucleus
Molecular function (GO): RNA polymerase II cis-regulatory region sequence-specific DNA binding; DNA-binding transcription factor activity, RNA polymerase II-specific
Source: RefSeq, a predicted model, not a curated record
GAGAGUAUGUGAGCAUCAGUCGAAGCCUCUUUAUUUCGCCCCCUAGUUUAGUUAAGGACGCCUGCUGGAGCGCAGUGGUCGGGGACAGCACCCCAGUGGAUGCGCAAAUGUAAAAAGCUGCAGCGCACCGGUGCCACAAGUAGCUAGUGGAAUACAACAUAGAGCCUAACUAUGUUUUCCUUUGAGGACACUGGCGCGCGGCUUGGCAUGGUGUCCUUAUUUCCACUCACUCACAUCUGAGUUCAUUAUACCUUUGUUUUUGUUUUUAAAAGCAGACAUAGGCCUAUUUUUAUUUCUUUUUUAUUUUAAGAAGUACAUCUCCCGUUUUUUUUUUGACGAGUUGUGUUUGCAGCGAAACGGUUAACGAGGGAACCCUGGAAAGUACCGAGCUAUGGAAGAGAAUGAUCCCAGUAACAGAGAGGCGGCGGCGGCGGGGGAGUCCAACAGAGCCAUCCUCCCCCUCCUCCAGGCGCCCGGGAACCCGCAGGUCCCGCACAGAGUCACCAAUUUCUUCAUCGACAACAUCCUAAGACCGGAUUUCGGACGGAAGAAAGAAGGGACCCCAAUCCGCGAGGAGGGCAGGCUGAGAUCCAGGGAAAGCCCAAGCCCCGGUGCGCCUCCUCGGACCGAGCAGGAUGAGCAGGGGAGUACAGUAGCGCGAGGGAACCAGGGACCCGCCAGCCCGCACACCCUCCCCACCGCCAAGAAGCCCGCCAUAGCCCGCGAAGCGUCCCCCAAGAGCCGCGUGGAGAACGCAGACCAGUGCCUAAGCUCAGACUCGGACAGUUCCCAGGCCAGCUCCAACCCGUCGGCCAAGCCGCCCAUGCUGUGGCCCGCCUGGGUCUACUGCACCCGCUACUCCGACAGGCCCUCAUCAGGGCCCAGAUCUCGAAAACCAAAGAAGAAAGCAGCCAGCAGCAGCAGCAGCAGCAGCAAGGAAGACAAGCGACCACGGACGGCCUUCACAGCGGAGCAGCUGCAGAGACUCAAGACCGAGUUCCAGACCAACCGCUACCUGACCGAGCAGCGGCGGCAGAGCCUGGCCACAGAGCUUGGCCUGAACGAGUCCCAGAUCAAGAUCUGGUUCCAGAACAAGAGGGCCAAGAUCAAGAAGGCCAGCGGCACCAAGAACACGCUAGCCCUCCACCUGAUGGCGCAGGGAUUGUACAACCACGCCACCACCACCACUAAGGACGACAAGUCCGACAGCGACUGAUUGGACGAGAUCUUAUGAAGCCUACAAUGCAAUAAUUAAUCAAAGGGCCAGUGUAGAGUAGGCCUACAUAUACCAGCAUCAAUUGAUUGAAACAUAUAUAAAUAGAUAUUUCUGCAAUAUCAUGUCUAUAAACAGAGGGUGUAUAAAGAAAGGUGUUCACUAUGUCCUACAUGCUCACCACGCGUCGUUUUUAUACUGUUCCUACUCAUCGCUCUUCGUUUCAUUGCAUCUGAACUGGCACUGGACGCCUCGACCUGUCAGUGAGGUGAACAACUCGCUCGAGUCCAAAGAAGAUUUCUGCUGCAUCCAGGCAACUGUGAAUUUAAAUAAAUGCUCACCAGAUUUUAUUUCCAUGGUUGUUGAUUUCCUCGUUUUUGUUUUGAUGUACAAAAAGGACGCAACGAGCAAGUCUUUUACAUGUCACGACUUGCAGACAAAAUUGGCAGAGUAAGAAUUUUGAUAAAUGUUUUUAAUACUCAGAAACUUUAUAAUCAUGUACAGGCCUAUCGCAUCCGAAGACAUGGGCCUACGUUUUUUCUAACAUGCCAAUUAACUAAAAAGCUUUUAGUUAAAAAGCUUUUAAAUCUUUAGAAACAGCUUCUAUGUGUUGGUAUCAUAGCUUCGAAACUAAUGUAAUUUCUGUUCAAAAUGUUUGUUUUUUCUCUGUGUCCUACCAAUGCAGCUAUUAUAAUUUUUGAAUAGCAAUAUAUAUAAUUUUGUAGCAAGAUGUUUUGGAUGCUGAAUGCUGCCUGUAGCAUAUUGACAAUGAGGGCGUAAAGUCACCAGAAUAUCUUCACAAAUCUGUCUCUAUAUAUACAUUUUAUUACACAUCCAUAUAUCAUAAAAGCUAAUUUGUUAGUGUCUGUAUUACAAAUGUUGAAAAUCUCUUAUUGUUGUUUAAAGGACUUCCUGUGUAUUUAUAUAGAUUAUAUUGAGAAAAAGAUUCUAUUGAACGCCCAGCGUUGCUUUAGAGUAGAUAUCUGGUGUGCUUGUUCCACUGCAAUAACUUCUUCUUUUGGGAAUGGAAAUAGUAAAUGGGGCCUUUUGCAUGAAAGCUGCAAUUUGUUGUACAUGGGCAACUAACUGUGUUUAUGAGCCUGGUGGAACUCUGUGUGUAGGUUGAGCUAUGGUUCAGACUACAUCUGGGUGUAGGUUGAGCUAUGGUUCAGACUACAUCUGGGUGUAGGUUGAGCUAUGGUUCAGACUACAUCUGGGUGUAGGUUGAGCUAUGGUUCAGACUACAUCUGGGUGUAGGUUGAGCUAUGGUUCAUAAUACAUCUGGGUGUAGGUUGAGCUAUGGUUCAGACUACAUCUGGGUGUAGGUUGAGCUAUGGUUCAGACUACAUCUGGGUGUAGGUUGAGCUAUGGUUCAGACUACAUCUGGGUGUAGGUUGAGCUACGGUUUGGACCAGAUCUGGGUUUAGGUCGAGCUAUGGUUCAGACCAGAUCUGGGUGUAGGUCAAACUAUGUUUUAAGACCAGAUCUGGGUGUUGAUUCAGACUACAUCUGGGUGUAGGUUGAGCUAUGGUUCAGACCAAAUCUGGGUUUAGGUCGAGCUAUGGUUCAGACCAGAUCUGGGUGUAGGUUGAGCUAUGAUUCAGACCAGAUCUGGGUGUAGGUUGAGCUAUGGUUCAGACCAGAUUUGGGUGUAGGUUGAGCUAUUGUUCAGACCAGAUCUGGGUGUAGGUUGAGCUUCAGUUCGGACCAGAUCUAGGUCUAAGGCUCAGAUGAGUUUCAAAUUGGAUCAUUACCAAAAUGUGAACUUUUGCCUUUCAACGUGUUUUGUUGUGCAUCUGCAAAAAGUGUGUGUGAAUUAAAUUCCACCAAACAGAACACACUUUGCCUUAAAGUUCCCACGAGAGCUUUCUAUGAAACAGAACUGUGCCCAAUCAGAGAAGCAGAAUCCUUCGAAUGCAGACUUUUCAAGUUUAUUGCCUUUAUGAAAACCUGCUGGUACGACAUAAUGAAUUUACCCAUCAGCGUAUAUCUAUCUAUAUGAACAUGUUUAAAUAAAGUUACAACACAGAGUUGUAGAACACAA